AUGGCGGCCCUGCAGCGGUUACAGGAGGACUGGAUCCCUGGUGGAAAUCCGCUGUACGAAUCAUACUAUAAGCAGGUAGACCCGGCCCACACGGGCAGAGUCGGGGCAAGCGAGGCUGCGCUGUUCCUGAAGAAGUCGGGUCUGUCGGAUGUCACCCUCGGGAAGAUCUGGGACCUGGCCGACCCGGAAGGCAAAGGGUUCCUGGACAAGCAGGGCUUCUAUGUGGCACUGAGGCUGGUGGCCUGCGCCCAGAGCGGCCACGAGGUCACGCUGAGCAACCUGAGCCUGAGCAUGCCGCCGCCCAAAUUCCACGACACCAGCAGCCCCCUGAUGGUCACCCUGGCUUCUGUGGAGGCCCCCUGGGCAGUGCGGGUGGAGGAAAAGGCCAAAUUUGAUGGCAUUUUCGAAAGCCUGCUGCCUGUGAAGGGCCUGCUGUCUGGAGACAAGGUCAAGCCGGUCCUCAUGAACUCGAAGCUUCCUCUCGACGUCCUGGGCAGGGUCUGGGACCUCAGCGACAUUGACAAGGACGGGCACCUGGACCGGGAUGAGUUCGCUGUGGCCAUGCACCUGGUGUACCGGGCCCUGGAGAAGGAGCCUGUGCCGUCCGUCCUGCCCCCAUCGCUCAUCCCUCUGUCCAAGCGCAAGAAGCCAGUGUUCCCUGGGGCCGUGCCCGUGCUGCCUGGCAGCCCCCCGCCCAAGGACAGCCUGCGCUCCACACCGUCACACGGCAGCGUCAGCAGCCUCAACAGCACGGGCAGCCUGUCCCCUAAGCACGGCCUCAAGCAGGCGCAGCCCGCGGUGGCCUGGGUGGUGCCAGUGGCCGACAAGAUGCGUUUCGACGAAAUCUUCCUGAAGACCGACCUGGACCUGGACGGCUAUGUGAGCGGCCAGGAGGUGAAGGAGAUCUUCAUGCACUCGGGCCUCACGCAGAGCCUGCUGGCCCACAUCUGGGCCCUGGCCGACACCAGGCAGAUGGGGAAGCUGAGCAAGGACCAGUUUGCGCUCGCUAUGCAUUUCAUCCAGCAGAAGGUCAGUAAGGGCAUCGACCCCCCGCAAGCGCUCUCUCCGGACAUGGUCCCGCCCUCGGAGCGAGGGACCCCGGUCCCGGACAGCGGGAGCUCCCUGGGCUCCGGAGAGUUCACUGGGGUGAAGGAGCUGGACGACAUCAGCCAGGAGAUCGCCCAGCUGCAGAGAGAGAAAUACUCCCUGGAGCAGGACAUCAGAGAGAAGGAGGAGGCCAUCAGACAGAAGACCAGCGAGGUGCAGGAACUGCAGAAUGACUUGGACCGGGAGACCAGCAGCCUGCAAGAGCUCGAGGCCCAGAAGCAGGACGCCCAGGACCGGCUAGAUGAGAUGGACCAGCAGAAGGCCAAGCUCCGGGACAUGCUGAGUGAUGUCCGGCAGAAGUGCCAGGACGAGACGCAGAUGAUCUCCUCGUUGAAGACCCAGAUCCAGUCGCAGGAGUCUGACCUGAAGUCGCAGGAGGACGACCUGAACCGCGCCAAGUUGGAGCUGAGCCGGCUGCAGCAGGAGGAGACGCAGUUGGAACAGAGCAUCCAGGCAGGGCGCGCACAGCUGGAGACCAUCAUCAAGUCGCUCAAGUCCACACAGGAUGAGAUCGGCCAGGACGACCCUUUCAAAAAUAAAGCCUUGUUAUUUAGCAACAACACCCAGGACCUGCACCCGGACCCCUUCCGAGCCGAGGACCCUUUCAAGUCCGACCCGUUCAAAGGCGCAGACCCCUUCAAAGGUGACCCGUUCCAGAGCGACCCCUUCGCAGAGCAGCCGGCAGCAGCCGCAGACCCAUUCGGAGGGGACCCUUUCACAGAGAGCGACCCAUUCUGUGGCUCUGCCCCUGACGACUUCUUCCAGAAGCAGACCGAGAGUGACGCGUUUACCUCAGACCCCUUCACGAAGACCGCCUCCCUCCCUUCAAAGCUCGACCCCUUCGAGUCCAGUGACCCUUUCUCCUCCAGUGUCUCCUCGAAAGGAUCAGACCCCUUCGGGACCCUGGACCCCUUCGGGAGCUGGGCCUUCAGCAAUGCCGAGGGCUUCGCUGACUUCAGCCAGAUGUCCAAGGUAAAAGUACACCCGUGAGCCAGCUUGGUUCUGCAGACUACCCCGAGCCCCCCGACCCGUUCCAGCCACUCGGGGCUGACAGCGGCGACCCGUUCCAAAAUAAAAAGGGGUUUGGGGACCCGUUUAGUGGAAAAGACCCCUUUGUCCCCUCCUCUUCAGCUAAGCCUUCUCAGGCCUCUUCCUCGGGCUUUGCCGACUUCGCCUCUCUUGGCAAUGAGGAGCAGCAGCUGGCCUGGGCCAAGCGUGAGAGCCAGAAGGCGGAGCAGGAGCGGCUGGCGCGGCUGCAGAGGCAGGAGCAGGAGGACCUGGAGCUGGCCAUCGCGCUCAGCAAGGCUGACAUGCCGGCCGCCUAGCCGGCGCCCGGGCCCCGCAUCCCCGCACCCCCACGAUGUAUGCAUUCAUUGUAUAAAAGGA
Molecule: messenger RNA, 2493 nt
Organism: Fukomys damarensis (Damara mole-rat)
Lineage: Eukaryota; Metazoa; Chordata; Mammalia; Rodentia; Bathyergidae
Gene: Eps15l1
Product: epidermal growth factor receptor pathway substrate 15 like 1
Exons: 22
Coding region: 1-2097 (698 amino acids)
Biological process (GO): endosomal transport; endocytosis
Cellular component (GO): clathrin coat of coated pit; cytoplasm; plasma membrane
Molecular function (GO): cadherin binding; calcium ion binding
Source: RefSeq, a predicted model, not a curated record